Cryptomeria japonica (Japanese cedar) is the source of this 651-nucleotide messenger RNA. Its product is annotated as putative germin-like protein 2-3. Gene Ontology annotation, molecular function: manganese ion binding. The transcript is spliced from 3 exons. NCBI's taxonomy places the organism in Eukaryota, Viridiplantae, Streptophyta, Pinopsida, Cupressales, Cupressaceae. The coding region runs from base 1 to 651 and encodes 216 amino acids. The record is from RefSeq and is a predicted model, not a curated record. Gene Ontology annotation, cellular component: cell wall.
AUGUUAUGGGCUUGUAAUACACAAUUCGACUACACAUUCAUAUCCCGAGCUUUUCUGUCUGAUUCUUCUGUGUCUCUAUUUAUAAUGGGUAACCGCAUGAUUUACUUCACGUUGGGACUUUUCCUAUUGAUAUGUUGUUACAGUGAUAAUGUCAUGGCAGCGGAUUCCGAUCCCUUGCAAGAUUUCUGCGUCGCAGACAAGGAAAGCAUGGUUAAGGUGAACGGGUUCGUUUGCAAAGAUCCCAAGGAUGUUUCGGCAGAGGACUUCUUCUUCGGGGGACUUGGGCAGGCAGGGAACACCGACAAUGCAGUGGGCUCAAAUGUAACGAUGGCCAAUGUUAUGCAGAUACCAGGCCUCAACACCUUCGGAAUAUCGUUGGUCCGUAUCGAUUACGCAGUGGGUGGAAUAAAUCCUCCUCACACGCACCCAAGAGCCACUGAAGUUCUUGUUUUACUGGAAGGCCAGCUUCUUCAGAAUGUGGGGCAUGAAAAUGCGGUGGCCAUAGCUGCAUUGAGCAGCAAGCUUCCGGUAGCUCAGACAAUCGCCAACUCUCUGUUUGCAGCGGAUCCUCCACUCCCAGAUUCCGUAUUGGCCAAGGCCUUCCGCAUCACCCAAGAGCUUGUCGAUUUCAUUCAGAAGAAAUUUGCAUAA